AUGAGACUACCAGUGUGGAUAUGCUAUUUCCAUGUUUUUGCAGGGUUAGUCACUUCUCGCCCUGUCGAAUAUCAACGAACCGCCCUGCGCGAUACACGAGAUCUAUUAGGAUUGCUUGGGGACGACGCGAAUGUCCCCGCUAACGCAAAUAUCAUCACUCCAACAGUCACAUCAACCGCUGCUACUCCAGUUCCAACUACGACCACCGCCGCCAUUGAGACACGUGCAUCCCCCACGCGCGUUAAAAUGACAGCGGCAAGCACAGUGGCGAGCGGGGCUUCAGAGCAUAGUGUUGAAGCCACGUCUUCACAAGCUUCAGCCAGUACCACAUUCCCUUCAGUAGAGUCUGCACCCGAAUCCUCAUCCACAUCCCUGAGUAUAACCUCAUAUGCCCCAGGCGUACUGGAAGACGCGUCGACGACACCACCAGCCGAGCUAAAGCAGUGGAAAGUCAUCGGAAUAGCGGUGAUCACCAUCACGUUCCUCGCGGUCCUUGCAAUGGCGAUCUCCUUUUUUGACGCGUGGUGGGGAUUUGUGCGUGCAGCAAUAUGUGGGAAACGACGAAAGAUGGGCUACGGCGGGGAGACAAUGAUACCAGACUGGGAAAAGAGGAGCUGGGAGUUCCAGUUGGCUAAUGAAGAUGGGCACCGAUACCCAACACUGGCAUCACUGGAAUCGAUUGUGAAAGAAAAAGAAAAAGCGCGUCCAUUUGCGAGUCUCGAAGGUGAAAAAAAAAACAGCUUCGCCUGA
This is a messenger RNA of Psilocybe cubensis, 750 nucleotides long. RefSeq lists its product as uncharacterized. Bases 1 to 750 code for a protein of 249 amino acids. The transcript has a single exon. The record is from RefSeq and is a predicted model, not a curated record. NCBI's taxonomy places the organism in Eukaryota, Fungi, Basidiomycota, Agaricomycetes, Agaricales, Agrocybaceae.